UUCGUCUUCGUCCGCUACGGUCGGGUUUUGGUUGCAGUAAAAAAAUAUUCAUCAGGUGUUCAAUAAAUAAAACUGCUAUUUUACUUUUCGUUAGCUGACAGUUUUGUUAAGUGCCUCGUUUUGGUGUCUUUCAAGUAGUAAUCUCAUUCAGUGUUGUCUAUUCAAGAUGGUUCUGAAGUCGAACAAGAUGUACGUCUUCAAGCGAGAUGGGCGGAAGGAGGAGGUCCAUCUGGACAAGAUCACCUCCAGAAUUCAGAAGCUGUGCUAUGGAUUGAAUAUGGAUUUCGUCGACCCGGUGGCAAUAACGCUCAAGGUUAUCAGCGGGCUCUACUCAGGUGUGACGACGCAGGAACUAGACAAUCUGGCCGCGGAAACUGCUGCAACGAUGACUACGGAUCAUGCCGACUACGCGAUACUGGCUGCCCGGCUUGCUGUGUCUAACUUGCAUAAAGAAACAAAGAAACAGUUUUCCGAGGUUAUGCACGAUUUGUUCAUGAUGGAAAACGAAUUCCUUAAAACCAAGUCACCAAUGCUUUCGGAAAUGCACUACAAAAUCAUCAUGGACAACGCGGACCGGCUGAACUCGGCCAUCAUCUACGAUCGCGACUUUGGCUAUAAUUAUUUCGGCUUCAAAACGCUCGAACGGUCGUACCUCCUGAAGAUUAAAGGCAAGAUCGUCGAGCGACCUCAGCACAUGCUGAUGCGCGUUGCCAUCGGCAUCCACGGCGAGGACAUCGAUGCAGCGAUCGAAACGUACAAUCUGCUCUCGGAGCGAUACUUUACGCACGCCUCGCCGACCAUGUUUGCGGCGGCCACGCAGCGGCCGCAGCUGUCGUCCUGCUUUCUUCUCACGAUGUCGGACGACAGCAUCGAGGGCAUUUACGACACGCUGAAGCAGUGCGCCCUGAUAUCCAAGUCCGCCGGAGGCAUUGGCCUGAACGUGCACUGCAUCCGGGCGAAGGGAACGUACAUCGCGGGCACGAAUGGCAUCUCCAACGGGUUGGUUCCGAUGCUGCGCGUCUACAACAAUACGGCCCGUUACGUUGACCAGGGCGGCAACAAGCGUCCCGGUGCGUUCGCCAUCUACCUCGAGCCGUGGCAUGGCGAUGUGUUCGAGUUUCUCGAUCUGAAGAAAAACACCGGCAAGGAGGAGGUCCGUGCGCGCGACAUGUUCUAUGCCCUGUGGGUGCCGGAUCUGUUCAUGAAGCGUGUGGAGGCAAACGAAAUGUGGAGCCUCAUGUGUCCGCACGACUGCCCCGGGCUGUCGGAGUCGUGGGGAGAGGAGUUCGAGCGGCUGUACACGGGUUACGAGAAGGAAGGCCGGUUCAUUCGGCAGGUGAAGGCCCAGGAUCUGUGGUUCGCGAUCAUCGAAUCACAAGUCGAAACGGGCGUGCCGUACAUGCUCUACAAGGAUGCAUGCAAUCGCAAGAGCAACCAGCAGAACGUGGGCACCAUCAAGUGCUCCAACCUGUGCACGGAGAUCGUCGAGUACUCGUCAAAGGACGAAAUAGCGGUGUGCAAUCUGGCGUCGAUUGCGCUUAACAUGUUUGUGCGGCCGGAUCAUACGUACGACUUUGUGAAGCUUAAGGAAGUCGCGAAGAUCGUCACGCGGAACCUGAACAAAAUCAUCGACAUUAACUACUACCCGGUGCCGGAAGCGAAGCGUUCCAACAUGCGCCACCGGCCGAUCGGAAUCGGUGUGCAGGGAAUGGCCGAUGCGUUUAUUCUCAUGCGCUAUCCGUACGAAAGCGAGGACGCGCAAAAGUUGAACCAGCAGAUCUUUGAGACCAUCUACUACGGCGCUUUGGAGGCAAGCUGUGAGUUGGCAGCCCGCGAAGGUCCGUACGAAACGUACGAGGGCAGUCCGGUGAGCAAGGGAAUCCUGCAGUACGACAUGUGGGACAAGACUCCGACGGACCUGUGGAACUGGGCGGAGUUGAAGGAGAAAAUCGCCAAGCAUGGCGUGCGCAACUCGCUCCUGCUGGCGCCCAUGCCGACCGCCUCCACGGCUCAGAUCCUGGGCAACAACGAGUCGUUCGAACCGUACACCUCGAACGUCUACAAUCGGCGCGUGCUGUCGGGCGAGUUCCAGGUGGUCAAUCACCAUCUGCUGCAGGACCUGACGGAGCUGGGCCUCUGGGAUGACGACAUGAAGAACAAAAUCCUCGCACACAACGGUUCGAUACAGCGGAUCGAGGAAAUUCCGCAGCACAUCCGCGACUUGUACAAGACGGUGUGGGAGAUUUCGGUAAAAACAUGCAUCAAAAUGGCCGCCGACCGUGGUGCGUUCAUCGAUCAGUCCCAGUCGUUUAACAUUCACGUGGCCGAACCGAACUACGGCAAGCUGACGUCGAUUCACUUCUACGGCUGGAAGAUGGGCCUGAAGACGGGCAUGUACUAUCUGCGCACCAAGCCGGCAGUGAACGCGAUCCAGUUUACGGUGGACAAAUCGAAACUGUCGCAGAGUGUCGCCGCCGCCAACCAGUCGGCGAAUAACAUCAGCCGCAUUACCAACGGCGGUGGAAGUCCCGAUUCGUCGCCGCCGCAGCAACGGUCGCUGAUGAACGGAAGCAGCAGUACGCCAAGACGUGGCGCCGAUGGCCAGCAGCAGCAGCCGCAGCAGAACGGAUCGUUUGCGGAGCGUGAUCGACGAAUGGCGGAGAUGGUGUGCUCGCUGGAGAACAAGGACGAGUGCAUGAUGUGUGGAUCGUAGAACGGUACACCAUGAUUUUAUUAGGCUUAAUUAUUUGUCACCCAUUUUACUAUCGUUCAUUUUAAGAGAUAAUAAUUUCAAUCUAAUCCAAAUAUAUGUUUCAAACCAAA
This is a messenger RNA of Anopheles coustani, 2823 nucleotides long. RefSeq names its product ribonucleoside-diphosphate reductase large subunit (gene RnrL). Gene Ontology annotation, cellular component: ribonucleoside-diphosphate reductase complex. The coding region runs from base 167 to 2713 and encodes 848 amino acids. The record is from RefSeq and is a predicted model, not a curated record. NCBI's taxonomy places the organism in Eukaryota, Metazoa, Arthropoda, Insecta, Diptera, Culicidae. Gene Ontology annotation, biological process: DNA replication; deoxyribonucleotide biosynthetic process. Gene Ontology annotation, molecular function: ribonucleoside-diphosphate reductase activity, thioredoxin disulfide as acceptor; ATP binding. The transcript has 4 exons.